AUGAAUAUUUUGUGCAUCCAUAUUGUUUACUGCUUUAUCGCUUGUCUUUUAUUAUGUAAUAUAAAUCAGGUGUUUACACUUCAUGUAUUAAAUUAUAAUAACGGUUACCUUUAUAAGAAUUUAUCUUUUUCCAUCCCUUUAUAUAAGAAUUUAUUUCAACAAAAAACCACUUGUAAAAAAAGGAAACAAUUAUUACAUAUUAAAUCAAGGGGAAGUACAUAUAAUGAGUGUUCCAAGAAUUGUGAUGCAUAUUUUGAGUUAAAUAAGACUAAUAAAAACAUAACAAAAAGAAUUGGAAAUAUUCCAAAUGUAUUAAGAAAAGAAGAAAAAAAAGGAAGACAUAUAAUAAAUAAUACGAAAGAAUCAAACAAUGAAAAUUGUAGAUAUAAGGAAGAAAAAAAUAUAAUUAUAAAUGAAAAUGGUGAUAAAUCAUUUUAUCAGGGAGAUGAUAUAGAGGAAGAUUUAUUUAAUUCAAACUUGAACAUUUUAGAAAGUGAAAAAAAAUAUAGUAGACAAAUAUAUACACACGGAUAUAAUGAAGAGAAAAAAAUUAGAGGAAGUAAAAUUAUUAUUAUUGGAUUAAAUGGAAUAAGUUGUGAAAUAUGUAAAAAUUUAAGUUUAUGUGGUGUUCACGAAAUAGGUAUUUAUGAUAAUAAUCUUUUAACAUACGAAGAUAUUGAUAAUCUUUAUUUAUGUAAUAAAAAAUUAGUAAAUGAACAAAUAAAAAGUAUAUCUUGCGUAGAUAAUAUACAGAAAUUAAAUGAAAGUUGUAAAAUAAAAGCUAUAACUACAAAUUUAUAUGAUAAUAUUUUAAAUUAUGAUAUUGUGGUUACGGUAAAUCAAAAAACAAAUUUCAACAUAAAAUUAAAUAAUUAUUGUAGAGAAAAUAAAAAAAAGUUUAUAUGUGUUAAUACAUGUGGUUUAUUUGGUAGAGUAUUCAUUGAUUAUGGUGACUUUUAUUAUACAAAUAAUAUUGAUACUAAUACGACAUAUGAUAAUCAUAAUAAUAUUAUUAGUGAUUUGUACAAAAUUAAUAAUCUUGAAUUUCUCAAAAAUAAUACCAUUGUCUUAUCAUAUUUACCUUUUUAUAAUAUGCAAUUAAAUGAAAGUGAUAAAGUAAAAUUACUCUUAAAUAAUAAUUCAGGAAAAAACAUACAAUUAGACAAUCUUAUCAUUGAUCGUAUAUGUAGAAAAAAUCAUAAAAUUUAUUUAUCUAUUUCAAAAAAUAAAUGUAAUAAUUCAAUUUUUAAAAUAUUUAAUCACAUAUUUCAACCAUUCUUUAUCAAUCAAUUAUUUCCUUAUUUUUUCAAUUCUUUUUUUUACACAUAUCCUCUGAAUUUAAUAUCAUAUUUAUUCAAAUUUAACAAAAACAAAUUCUUAUAUAAUAAUUAUUCGCAUUUUUUUAAUAUUAAAAAAUUUGUUCAGGAAAAUAAAUUAAAUUAUUCCAUCAGAUUGAUAAAAUUACCUGAACAGUUCAGGUUGAAAUAUAUAAGUUUAGAGGAAUAUAUAAAAAAGCAAAAAAAAAAAACAAAAAUAUAUAAUAUAUAUAAUAAUAUGUUUAAUAUAUAUAAUAAUGUGUUUAAUAUAUAUUAUAUAUACAUAUAUAUAAUAAAGAAUACAUUAAAAUUAAUAAAAGAAAAUAUUAGAUUUGUAUUAAAAAAUAUAUAUAGAAAAUUAUAUGGAAUAAGAAAAAAUGAGCAUGAAUAUAAAAAUGUGGAUAAAUUAAAGGAUGAAGAAAUUUGUUUUAUGAUAUAUGAUGAAAUAAUGAAAAAUAAGAAUAAUAAAGAAUUGUCAGAUGAUGAUAUAAAGAAAUUUACAUAUUUAUGUAAGAAAGAAAAGAAAGAUAUAAGUAAUGAAAUAAUAAAUCAAUUUUGUUCAUGUGCUCAUAUUGAAUUAUCUCCUUUUUCAUUUUUCUGGGGUGCAUUAUUAUCACAACAAAUAUUGAAAGGUAUAACACAUAAAUUUAAACCUAUACAUCAGAUGUUUUAUUAUGAUAGGAGAGAUUUGUUUCCGUUUUCUAAUAUAUCAAAAAUGUAUUAUGGAAAGUAUAUGCAUGAAAAGAAUUUUUUUGGUGAAGAAUUUCACAAAUUCUUAAAAAAAUUAAAUAUUUUAUUGAUUGGAUCAGGUGCUUUAGGUUGUGAGUUUUUAAAACUGUUGGCAAUAUCAGGUGUUUCAUCCAAUAUGGAUAAAAUAUCAAAUCAAAUACAUAAUAAUAAACAAAAUAACGAUUUUAAUAAUAUAAAGAAUAAGGAUAAAUUAGAUAGUACUUCUUCUAAUUUAUUACAUACAAAUCAAAAUACAAAUGUAUAUGUUCCAAGUAAUAUGGAAAAAAAAAACAAUCAUGUUAUAUUACAAAAUAAAGAAAACAAUAUACAAGGUUGUGUUCAGGUUGUUGAUUAUGAUUACAUUGAAGAAUCGAACUUGUCUAGACAAUUUUUAUUUAGAACAAAAGACAUUAAUAAAUUAAAAUGUCAAAUAGCUUGUGAAAAUAUUAAAAUGAUAAAUGAUGAUAUAAAUUGUGAUUUUUUAAAAAUGAAAGUUGAUGAUACUAUUUUUGAUAAUAAAGAUUUUUUAUUAAAAAGAUACUUACUUUUUACAAAUAAAAAGAAUGAGAUUGUUAAAAAACAAAAAACAAAAAAUAUACGUGAGAAUCCUCUUAUAUGUAUCUUAUGUCUAGACAAUUUAAAAAGUCGUAUAUUAAUGGAUAAAUUUUGUUUAUUGAAUUCAAUACCUUUAAUUGAAUCUGGAAUCGAAGGGUUAAAAGCAAGUAGUCAAGUUGUGUAUCCAUUUUGUAGUGAAACUUAUUCUAGUGAUAGUAAUAAUAAUACAUCAUCUAGUAAUUUAUUUGACGAAGAAAAAAGUAAUUCUUGUACCAUAACAUCCUUUCCAAGAAAUCAUAAACAUAUAAUUGAAUUUGCCAAGAGUGUAUAUAAUAAUAUGUUUUAUGAGAAUGUUGUAAAAAUGAAUAAAUUUAUAAAUGAUCCUUUAUAUUUUCUAGGAGAAUUAUGCAAAUAUGAAAAUAUUUUAGAUGUUAAUAAUUUAUUACAUUUCUUUAAACUAACUAAAUUGUUUUUUCAUUUUAAUUUACAUAGUAAUAUACAAACAUUAUGGAAUAGUAUUUUUGUUCAUAAUAUUUUAAAUUUAUUAAAAAAUAGUAAGCAAGAGGAAAUAGUACAAUAUUUUGAUAGUUUACAUAAAUUACCUCAACCAAUAUAUUUUAAUAAAGAUAAUAAAUAUCAUAUUAAUUUUUUUAAAUAUGCAAUGAAUAAUUAUAAAAAAGUUUUUAAAAAAUUUAUGAAAAUUAAAGACGAAAUGAAUGAAGAUAUAUUUUAUUAUAAAAAAGAAGAUAUUCUUUUUACUAAUCAACAAGAUGAUUCAUCUUUGUCAUUUGAAAAGGUUAUAACAAAUUUGAUUGAGAAAAAUAAUAUACAUAUGGAUGUAAGAAAAAUUUUUUAUUUUCUGGAUGUAAUAAAAAAAAAUGCAACUAUACAAUUGUAUGAAUUAUUGAAAAAGGAGUUACUUGAAUUAUUUAACAACCCUCUUUUUUUGUUAUCGUUAAAGUAUGUACAAAAUAAAAAGUUGGCUGUAAAUAUAAUGCGUGACAAAACAAAGAUACCUUCUACGUUGAAUUCAGGCGAUAAGUUGGAUCAUCGUGUUGAUACUGUAGGAGAGAUGGAACUAAAUACGAUUAGAAGGAAUAUCCCUGGCAAUAUAUCUAAUAAAAAAAAUAAUAAUAAUAACAACAAUAAUUACAAUAAUUACAAUAAUUACAAUAAUUACGAUAAUAAUAAUGUCGAUGUUGAUCUUUUUUGCCCCCUUAUAUACAAUCUAGAAAGUAAUAAGGAUGACAUUAAUUUUAUUUAUAGUGUAACCAACAUAAGAUGCGAAAAUUAUAAUUUCAAAAAAUUAAAUAUGUUUGACUUUUUGAAGAUAAGCAAUAAUAUCAUUCCAUCUAUUGUUACUAUCGUUUCUAUGAUAUCAGCUUUGGCUUUCUUUGAAAUGUACAAGAUAGUGUUUUUCUUACUUAAUAAAAAUAAAAAAUCGAAAAAUAGGUCUACUUCAUAUGAACAGAAAUAUAAUGUUCAUGAGAAAGAGUUAUUAAAAGAUUUGAACACAAAAAAAUCGGACCAUAAAAGUGAAUUGAAAAAAGUAUUACGACAUGAUAUAUCAAAUGUUAAUGUUAAUAAUAAUUUUACUGAGAGUAACAGAAGUUGUAGUAAUAUGAACAACAUAGAAAUGUUACCAUAUAAAAAAUUAAAUAUUUAUAUAUAUAACAACCAAAUAAUUGUAAGAAAUAAUGAUAAUAAAAAUUUAUUUUAUUUUUUUAAUGCUAAUUAUGAAAAAUUAAAAGAAAAAUCAAAAGUAAUAUAUAAUCAAUAUGUAAAUUUAGAAGAUGAUUUUAUUACCAUAUCGGAAUUAAAAAAUGUAGAUACAUGGACAUAUGACAAUCCUAUUUUUGUGAAGAAAAAUAUUUUUUUUUCUAUAUGGAAUUAUUUAUAUAUAGAUAUAUUUUGUAAAAAUAAAAACGUGGCAAAAGAUACUUGUCCUUUGGGAUGUUCUGGGAUAAAUCCUUCACAUCUUCUAGACAAUAAUAAUAAUAAUAAUAAUAAUAAUAAUAAUAAUAAUAUAUAUUAUAAUACUUUUAAUAUUUUAUCUAAAGAAAAACAAAAUAAUAUGAAAAUAUAUAUAAAUAAAAUAAAUGAACAUAUUGAAUAUAUCUUGAAUUUAAUUAAAAAUUAUAAAGAAAAGGAAAAUUAUGAAAACAAUAAAACAUAUAAUAAGGAAGAAUCAUAUAAUGUACUUGUUAGCAUGCUAAAGAAGAUUUGUGAUGAAUAUAUUAAUGUAAUCAUAAAUAAUAUUGAUAUAUUAUCUUCUUAUGUAAAUAAGAAAAAGAAAAACAUUAAAGAAAAUAGGACCACAUUUGAUGAUACGCUUCAAUUUGUUUUACAUCUCAAAAAAACAUUGUGUAAUAUAAAAGAUAAAAUAGAAAGUAUAAACAAAAAUAACGUAAAUCCAAAUAUAAAUAUAAAAAAUAAUGACCAUAAUAAAUAUAUUAGUGAUAAUAUAAAAAAACUUGAUAAUAAGGAUGAAAGAGAACCACGUAUUAGUAAUAUCCUGUUCAUGUUAAAUAAUAUUAAAAAAGAAAUAGAAAAUGUAAAAGAAAAUAUUCUUAAAUAUAUUGAUAAAAAUAAUUUAGAUGUGAAUACAUAUACAAAUAAUAUAACAUUAAACGAAUUAGUAGAAUCCAUCGAAAUUGUUUUUAAUGUAAAUAUUCAAACAAUUUGUGUACAGGACAAAAUUAUUUAUUCUAAGUUUAAUAUCCCUUCAUUUAAACUGUAUAACCAUAAAUAUUUAUAUGAUAUCCUUUGUGAUAUAUUUAAGAACGAUAAAAAGUUUCAAGCACGGGAAUUACCAAGAACCUUUAUUCUGAGCAUAUAUGCAUAUGAUAAGUUGACGAAUAAGGAGGUCGUUCUUCCUGAUGUACAGGUUAAUGUUCAUAAUCACGCGGAUGGGUGA
Molecule: messenger RNA, 5517 nt
Organism: Plasmodium falciparum 3D7
Lineage: Eukaryota; Apicomplexa; Aconoidasida; Haemosporida; Plasmodiidae
Product: ubiquitin-activating enzyme
Biological process (GO): protein ubiquitination
Molecular function (GO): ubiquitin-like modifier activating enzyme activity; ubiquitin activating enzyme activity
Source: RefSeq, a predicted model, not a curated record